This is a messenger RNA of Schistocerca gregaria, 2564 nucleotides long. RefSeq names its product zinc finger protein ZFP2-like. Gene Ontology annotation, molecular function: zinc ion binding; DNA-binding transcription factor activity, RNA polymerase II-specific; RNA polymerase II cis-regulatory region sequence-specific DNA binding. Bases 65 to 2134 code for a protein of 689 amino acids. Gene Ontology annotation, cellular component: nucleus. The record is from RefSeq and is a predicted model, not a curated record. Lineage: Eukaryota; Metazoa; Arthropoda; Insecta; Orthoptera; Acrididae. Gene Ontology annotation, biological process: regulation of DNA-templated transcription. The transcript has 5 exons.
GCAAACCUUUGGAACGACUCAAGUGUCAAAAUUAAGAGGGCAGCGGUCAGUACAGCUAAUCACCAUGCAGACAACAAUAGUCGAAUGCCACAGAUCUGUAUUUCCAGAUGAAGAUGCAACAACAGAUCAGUUUCAUCAGCUCUGCAGAUUUUGUGCAAAGAAGAACAGCUGUAUGAUGCCCAUAUUCAGAGGACAAGGACUUACUGAUGACUUACCAUCAAAAAUAAAAGCAUAUGUGCCAGUUGAGGUUUCUGAGGAUGACACCUUACCUUUACAAAUCUGCAGCCCUUGUGUUCAGUGCCUUACAAUGUGGCAUGAAUUUAUCACUGGCUGUGUAAAAGCAGAUGAAAACUUAAGAGUCACUUAUCAAGAAAUACUGAAAGCUAAAGCUGGUAGAGAUGGUUCUAAGUCUGUUUCAGAAGAGAGAGAUAAUCAACAAAUUACAGAGGCCAGGACUCCUGUUCAACAACAAGACAAAAUAUCUCUCAGUACAGUGGAAAUGGCAAAUGAAAAUGAGGCUGACGCUACUGCAGAGACUGGAUCAGAUGUGAGGUCAAGAGAACUGAAGAUACCAACUGUUGAUGAAUCUGCAAUAAUCAAAGGAGAGGGAAAGGAUAAUGCAGCUGCUCAGUUAACUGUAGGAGAAAGUUCAGUGGUAUCAGAUACUAAUGGAAUACUUAUUUAUUCAAUCUAUGUUGCAACAGAAGGUGGAGAAGACGAAUACUAUCUAUGUGAUGUUACUGGGGAGAAAGGAGAUAUACACAUCACAGAAAAUGCAACGUUGGCUAGAAAAUGUGAUGGAAUAAAUGUACUAGAUAAAGUACUAAUAGAAACUGGUACAGUGGCUACCGAGAAUGACACUGCCAUGAGUGAUCACAACUACAUAAAAUCAGAUUAUGUGGUUCAACAGAGUAACAGUGAAGAAAAUAGAGAAAGAGAAGUAGUGAGUCAACCCCUCUUUAUUUUCAAAUGUGUUAGAAGUCAACUUGGUAAAAGUGGUAGAAAGUGUCAUUCAAAGUUAGUGCAAGUAAGGAAAAUUGUUUCAUGUCCACACUGUGGAAAACAAUUCAGAAAUGAGGCUGUGUUUCUGACUCACAUGAGAAUUCACACUGGUGUUACUCCAUUUUACUGUAGAUAUUGUGGGAAAAGCUUUCGGUUGUCACUGUCACUUAGAAAACACAUGGACUCUUGUAAAAAUAUGGGGAAAGGACCAUUUUCUCAUCCGCUUACUUUAACAAACAACCGUUUUGUGUGUACACUUUGCAGAAAAAGUUACAAGUUGAAGUCAAGUCUUAAACAGCAUAUGAGAAGUCAUUUUGGUACAUUGAAAGCAAAACUAAAAUGUGAAAUUUGUGAAAUGAAAUUUUGUCGCAAGGCAGAACUUUUAGAACACAAGCGGCAACACCCAGAAUCCCCUCCCAAUAUUUGUGAAAUUUGUGGUAAGCUCUUUUUGCAUGAGAAAGAUCUAAGUGAACACCAUAUCAGUCAUAGUGAAGAUCGACCAUUUGAAUGCUCUCUUUGUGGCACCUGUUAUAAACGAAAAUCACAUUUGUCUCGUCAUUUGAGUAAAGGCUGUUCCCGAAAGCCUAACAAAAGGAGAACUCAUGUGAAAAAACUAGGUAAAGAAUUUAUAUGUGGUGUUUGUUUCAAAGUGUGCAAAAGCCAAAAGCUCUUGCUGCUACAUAAUAUAAGUCACACAGGUGAAAAGAGAUGGCAAUGCUCCCAGUGUGAGAAAAGAUUUGCCCAGUCAGGGGCCCUACACCGACAUAUUCGUACUAUUCAUGGUGGUGUAAGGGAUUUUAUUUGUAAAGUGUGCCAUCGAAGCUUCACUGCAAAAGCCACCCUCUUGAAUCAUUCUCGAAUUCAUACAGGUGAGAAGCCAUUCCUUUGUCAGUACUGCCCAAAGACAUUUCGGACACAACAACAACAUAGGCUUCAUCAAGUUGUCCAUACAGAUGCCCGGCCACAUUCCUGUACAUAUUGUUCAAAAACUUUCCGGCGCAGGCCUCAUCUUGUGGUACAUAUACGUACUCAUACUGGAGAGAAACCUUAUCCAUGUCCAGAGUGUGGGAAAGCAUUUGCUCAGAAGAACGACAUGACGAAACAUCUCAAUACUCACAAGAAGUUUCAGUGAGGGACUUUGAAAACAGAUAAAAAAACUAUAUCAAUUUAAUAAAUAUUGUAAUCCCUCAGAAUCAGACACAAUAAAGAACAAAUGUGAACAAUAAACGUACAGACUUUAUUUACCACAAUUUUCAUAAUAUAUAAUAAUACAGAAUGACUUCUAGAAUAGAGUAAAAUAUACAGUCACACUCAUUAAUAUGUAAACAACACAAGGACUGGAUUAUUAAUAAUUGAUACAUAGUUGUAUUUCCGUUCUUACAUAUGUUGGACUAAAAUAUUUGUUAAAAGUGGAGAUCUAUGAAGUGUGUACAGUAUUCAAACCCUACCUAAUCUGGAUGAACAGUUGGGCAAUGUUAUUUUUUAGAUUUCUGUACUGAAUGAAUUUCGCGUUGCAAGAUUUGGUUGCUUUUUUUGAUUGAAUAAAAUUUUGUUACAUCCUC